AUGACGAACUCCAGCGAAUUACAGAAUCUUGGUCAUUUCGUACCCGCAUCGGAACUCUCGCCCUCAGUGGGAGAUCUGAUCGAAAUUGACCGUACCCUGUACGCCCAUUGGGCCCUGUAUGUGGGCGACGGCCGCGUCGUUCAUGUUGUCGGCUCGAACGAGGAAGACAUCCCAACGGAUUGGGCUCUCGUCCAGAAAUCAUCCCUUGCACAGGUGGCAGGAUGCUCCAGAGUGCGCGUGAAUAACAAGUCAGUGAGGGCGAAGGAGCGAGGGAUGAAGUCGUUAGACAAAGACGCAGUUGUCCAACGAGCUCUUGAGCAACUCGACAAAAAAGUCGAGUUCAAUGUCUUGAUGCGGAACGCCGAGUUCUACGUGACCCAAUGGAAGUACGGACACGGCUGGAGUGAUCAGGCCGCUAUCGCUCUCAGCGUGAUGAAAUCACUCGGCGAAGACCUCAAACUCGGCCAUAACACGUUCUUAACGGGACUUCAAGCGGUCUUUGGCGGUCCGCUCAUCAGCUGCAAAGCAACCAAAGGAGCGCCACAGCAAUCGAAUCCUGUCUCGGCUACCUGA
Molecule: messenger RNA, 573 nt
Organism: Galendromus occidentalis (western predatory mite)
Lineage: Eukaryota; Metazoa; Arthropoda; Arachnida; Mesostigmata; Phytoseiidae
Product: HRAS-like suppressor 3
Exons: 2
Coding region: 1-573 (190 amino acids)
Biological process (GO): N-acylphosphatidylethanolamine metabolic process
Cellular component (GO): cytoplasm
Molecular function (GO): glycerophospholipid phospholipase A1 activity; A2-type glycerophospholipase activity
Source: RefSeq, a predicted model, not a curated record